UUUAUCACAUGCUGUCUAUAGUACCACACUCAGUCAGUGUUACUCCUGUGGUCAUACACAAGUUUUUUUUUUUUUUGUGGUAUUGAAAGGACCCUCCCUCUUGUUUGUAACGGCGCACAGUGUGGGGGUUGGGAAAGCGGGGAAUGGGAAACAUUACUAUGCUGCAGGGAGAGCGGCUUUCUAUAUGGCUUGGGCCUGAGAUCCCCCUUCAUGGGCCUUUAGCCUAACACUGAGAUGAGAGCGAAAGUCCCUGGGAAGGGGGGCUUUUGUUAGCCAGGGUCCAUGACGUUGCCAAGCAGGACAAAGUCGGAAUUCCGCUCGCUUUUCAACCGGAAUCACAGCAGAGCGAGGCGAAAUCUCAAUCAAGAUGGAGAGGAACACUUUGAGAUGCCUUUAUAUAGUCUGCAUGUUCUGCACAGCUCUCGCAGGUGACAGUUGCUCUCUUGAGCUGAGGCCUUCCAGAGUUGUGGUGGCCUUCGGAGAGACCGUGACGGUCAACUGCGUGGCCUCUCGGCCGGUCCGUGUGUUAGGCUGGGAGUCAGCUGUCGGCGCCACACACACGCAGAAUGACCUUACAGUUCAGUGGAAAGUGGACAGCCUGAUCGACUGGAUUGAAGAGCCGAUCUGCUACGGUGUGUUUUUCACUGCACCCAGGCAGUGUGAGGAGAAACUUAACCUCGUCCUUUACAAAAGCCCAGACAGUGUGUCUAUCAGCCUGAACCACACAGGUACUAUGGUGGAGGGGAAGGAAUAUCAGCUGUUGUGUGAGGUGCAGAACAUAGCUCCGGUGCAGUAUCUCACAUUGAGGUGGUACAGAGGUCAGACAGAAGUUUACAACCACUCGUUCGCCGACCUGUCACCGACCACACCAGUCCAAGUGUCCUCCUCCCUCCUCAUCACCCCUACCGUGGCUGAUCAUGGGGUCCAGUACAGGUGUACAGCCGAGCUGGACCUGGGAGUCGACGGGCCACGGCCUCCUCCCAGUGUGACCUCAAAACCUCUAGAUAUCACUGUACAUUACGCUCCUUCAUUCUCCCACCCUGAAGACGAGACCCUGGAGCUGAGCAAAGGGGAAGAGGCCUCGCUAAACUGCACGGCCAUGGGGAACCCCCCGCCAGCCUACACCUGGAGCACCGCUGCCCUUUCCCUGGAGAAGAUGGAGGAUCAACCAGUUCUAACGUCAUCCACCCUACGGCCUGGGACGUACACAUGCACUGCAUCAAAUAUACUGGGCAAGAAAAGCAAGCAGUUCAUCAUCAAGCCCAAACCAUAGGCAUGAGACUGAAUGAGGAUGCACACGGCACUGUUAUGUUCAUGCUAGCGACAUGGUUUCAACUAGCUUGAUUUGUUGUGCUACUUCUUCUCAGGCGGGUAAUGUGAGAGACCAUUUUGAGAGUACAAGAGAACACAACGCACACAGAAAGUCAUUAGAACUGGAACCUUAUCCCUGAAUAUUCUUGGUUCUUUGCUGGCUGACAUUCAUGUCAGUUUCAUACAUGAUUUUUAACCAGCUGCAAGUUGGCCAGGCUGUACUCUUGUGGUGUGGAAUUUAGGCCUGGAUUAUUUUGCAGCGUAUUGUUUGAAAUAGUUCUUUAAACUUUUUAGUUUUGUUAUUUUUAGGUGUGAUGACCUCAUAAUUGUGUGUCAGUCUGAUACAGAUUUGACACACCAAAUGUCUCCCUCAGAGAAAUUUCAAGCUAGUAUUUUUUCCCCUUUUUUUAGUGCAAUUUUUUGUUGUUGUUGCUAACAGGUUAUUGUAUAUUCUAAUUGAUAUUUCUUUAUUACUGCUUUAUAAUUUUCUUAUUUGAUAAAUAUAGUGCAGCUUUUCAUUUUGUGUCAUUAUGUCUGAUCAAAUACUAAUACAAUUACAAAUGUAAAGAAUGUUGUUCUAUUGAUUUUUAAGUUGUUCUAAGUUGUGUUUUUAUUUUAAGGUGAGCACAGACAAAUCGGCAUAGUUUAUCAUUUAUCAUACCCUUCACUUGCCAUCACACAAGUCUCCUAUGUCAAAAUGGUUUUCCGCACAGCACAUUCAUCAUAUUCAUCCAUAUAAACAAUGUGUUGAAAUAAAUGGUCAAAAAGAA
This is a messenger RNA of Clupea harengus (Atlantic herring), 2081 nucleotides long. Its product is annotated as hemicentin-2-like. NCBI's taxonomy places the organism in Eukaryota, Metazoa, Chordata, Actinopteri, Clupeiformes, Clupeidae. Gene Ontology annotation, biological process: cell adhesion. Gene Ontology annotation, molecular function: integrin binding. The coding region runs from base 368 to 1273 and encodes 301 amino acids. The record is from RefSeq and is a predicted model, not a curated record. The transcript has 4 exons.